AUGGCAGACAUGAACACAGCAGCAGCAGCAGCACCAGGAGCAGGAGCAGCAGGACAUACCGGAGGGGCGCCAUCAGGAACAGGGCCUGUCCCAAGCAAAGGAGCAGGAUCGGAGAAGAGCAGCAGUCACCAAAACCCCACCACCAACACCAGCACCAACAGCACUUACAUCAAGAGCAGUCGUUACGUUGAUGACGAUACCAUCGACAAGGACGACGGCGGAGAUGAGGCAGAUCUGGACGAUGACGAGUUGUUUGAGGAGCUCGAGAAUGAUGACUACCAUAUGGCCAGCUUCCGUGAGCAGCGAAUGGAGGAGUUGAAAGGAGAGGUGGAGAAGAGAAAGAUAAUGAUGGAGAGUCAGAGUGGCGUGUACAAGGAUAUUACGGACGAGAAGGAGGUCAUGGAUAUUACGACCAAGACCAAGCACUGUGUCGUGCACUUUUAUCACUCGGAUUUUAGACGUUGCUUGAUUGUCGAUAAGCAUCUCGAGACCUUGGCAAAGAAGCACUUCAAGACAAAGUUUGUGAAGAUCAAGGUCGAGGACGCCCCCUUCCUGGUGGAAAAGCUUCAGGUCAAGAUCUUGCCCUGUGUCAUCUCAUUCGUUGAUGGAAUUGCAGUCGACAGGCUGAUUGGAUUCGAGGAGCUGGGCAACACGGACAACUUUUCGACGGCGGUGCUAGAGUUGCGGUACAAGACUGCUGGCGUGAUUGAGGAUGAUAAAAAAGUCGACCCGUCCAAGCUAAAGAAGAAGUCCAUCUUUGGACGCGACUAUGGGUCUGACGAAGGAACCGACGAUGACUAUUAA
Molecule: messenger RNA, 804 nt
Organism: Linnemannia hyalina
Lineage: Eukaryota; Fungi; Mortierellomycota; Mortierellomycetes; Mortierellales; Mortierellaceae
Source: the annotation of a GenBank genome assembly